Molecule: messenger RNA, 1372 nt
Organism: Theobroma cacao (cacao)
Lineage: Eukaryota; Viridiplantae; Streptophyta; Magnoliopsida; Malvales; Malvaceae
Biological process (GO): endoplasmic reticulum unfolded protein response; ERAD pathway; protein deubiquitination
Cellular component (GO): cytosol; nucleus
Molecular function (GO): cysteine-type deubiquitinase activity
Source: RefSeq, a predicted model, not a curated record
UAUGAGAGCUAGAAUGAAUGUCAUCGGUGCGUAGGCUAAGAGCGUGUACCUUGAUCGGCGUUAAGUUAGUAACAGUUCGGUGAUGCUUGGAGUAUUGUGCGCACGACCUCCCAAGCCUUGGAUCCUUAACUCACUCUCUCUCAUCGCCCACGGCGGCUUAGCCGCUCACCACCACGACAGCCGUCUAGUGGAAUGGCCGACACAUUUCGCCGACUUAUCAGCCGAUGAUCGGCGUUGCCGGCACCACUCCACGGCUUGUCGGCUUGGCGGCUCCGACGGCGGUGCGGCUUCUAUAUGGCAUGCGAUCCUGCCGUGUGGCGGUGGCGGAGGAGGGCGGAGGAGAGGGGAAGUGUGGAAGAAUGUGGAGAGGAAAGGUGAAGGAUCUUGGAAUGUGGCUUGGGAUGCCAGACCGGCUCGGUGGCUUCACCGGCCGGACUCUGCUUGGCUUCUCUUUGGAGUUUGCGCUUGUCUCGCUCCGAUGAUUGAAUUUGUCGACGUUAAUCCCGACGCCGAUGACAAAAUCGAAGGCGCCGAGUUAAAUUUACUAAGUCGCUUAAGCGCCGAUGAGAAGAGUAGUAGUAGUUCUUCUUCGGUUGCUGCUGCAGAUAAUUGCAAGGUUACAGGGGUGUUAGCGGAUGGCCGAUGUCUUUUUAGAGCAAUAGCUCAUGGAGCUUGCUUGAGGAGUGGGGAAGAUGCUCCGGAUGAGAAUCAUCAAAGAGAACUCGCGGAUGAAUUGAGAGCUCAGGUUGUGAAUGAGCUUUUGAAGAGGCGGGAAGAAACAGAAUGGUUUAUUGAGGGAGAUUUUGAUGCUUAUGUGAAGGAAAUUCAACAGCCUUAUGUUUGGGGUGGAGAGCCUGAAAUACUGAUGGCUUCUCAUGUUUUGAAGACUCCAAUUUCGGUCUACAUGAUUCCUAGAAGCUCCAGUAAUUUGACAAAAAUAGCAAAGUAUGGUGAAGAGUACCAGAAGGACAAGGAGAAUCCCAUUAAUGUGCUGUUUCAUGGGUAUGGUCACUACGACAUAUUGGAGUCUUUGCCAGAACAAAAUUGCGCGCAAGUAAACACAUAGAAGUUGGGUACCAUUAUAUGAUUAUAAUGGCAUAAAAAAUAAGUUUAGGGAGAGCUUAUUUUAUAUGAUGGAUGAAUUCCAUUGAACCAAGAAGUUGUCUCAGGUUGAUAAAUUUGCUGCAGUUACCUCAGCUCUUGCAAUAAGCUCAAUACAGUUUUGUAGUUUCCAUGAUUGAUAUUUAGACCUCAUUUCAAUACAUCAAAUUGGUGAAGCAUUAUAGUUAUUUCAGUUUUUCUCCAAAAGCAGUUAUAAUUGUUUAUUAGCUCAGAAAAUAUUGGGAAAUUGAAUUAUCCUGGUCCUCCUUUC